AUGGGACCAUCGUCAACUGCUGUCUGCCAUGUCCUUUUGCGGACUUGCGAUAUGGUAAUGUCUGACCUCCGUCGACCAAUAGACACUGCCAAGCGAGUCGAGAUCGGAAGCUGGAUCAGUGUCGCCAUCCUCCCUCUGUGUAUCUUCCUGCUCGUCUCUUAUGCCGUCCUGCCGGUCAAAUGGACCAAUCGUCAUUAUCUGAGUAUCUGUUUCACUUUGGGUAUCUGCUGCAUGGAGAUCGCCUUUAUUAUUCCUCUUGGGGCCAAACCGGACCAGUGCUUCAACAAAAUCACGCCCAAUGAUAUGUACUCGGAUCUUUCCUGCGCCUUUUCAGGUGCUUUGCUUCUUUUCGGUGGAUGGCUCGUCGUCAUGUGGAGUUUCAUCCGUACUGCGGCAUUUCAUCUCCAGGUCUGCUGGGAGCUCGUGCUGGGCCCCAAGUUCAUGUGGCUUGCGUUCUUGGCUGGCUUUGGUAUCCCUGCCGUGGGUCUGACCGUCAUGCUGAUUCUCACGGGCGUCUCCUUCCGCUUUGGCCAGAUGUGUCACAUCAACACCAAAUACGGCUCCCAGGACUACUGGUAUCCUCUCAUCGCCUUCACAGCUGCCGCCCUGAUCCUUCAAUUCCUCACCAUGCUCUAUUGUAUCCAUGUCUAUGUGCGGUCUCUCUUCGACAAGUCCGGCUCGGCGACCGAUAACUCGAGCAGUCUGCCGGGUUACUCCUCGAGUGUCCGCACCGUCACCGCCCGUCAGGCCUACCGUCGUGUGCAACGAGUGGUUCGGCUCCAAUGGCGAGGCGCUGCCCUCGUGCUCAUCAUUCUGGCCAACGUGAUCUUCUUCGCCGUCGUGUUUAUCAAGAUGGAUAAUUCCACCGACCCGACUCGGGCAAAUAUGGAAAAGGCCAAGACCUGGAUCACUUGUCUUGCCAUCGGGGGAACCAGUCAACAAUGCAAACAAUAUGCUUCUGGGUUUGGUCCAGACGAGGGGACCCUCUUGGCGGUCGUCUACCUCCUCUCGCUGGUCGGCUUCUGGAACUUUGUUCUCUUUGCCCGGCCAUCCAUGUUUGCCGGCUGGGUGGACUUUAUUCGGAAUGGAUUUUCCUCCACCUCUCACGAAUUUGUCUCUGCGGACGCCUAUCGCAACGUGGAUCACAAGGGAUUCGAAAUGCUCACCACCUCGAGCGGGAAAGCCGCUGAACCAUACUACAACAUGCGCUCGCCCAGUCCCGAUCAGAUGCGAGGCGUCGGCAGCUCCCCACCUCGCAUGAUGCAGUCUCCCAGUCCCACCUACCAUCCACAGGGCCGGCAGAGUCCUAUGGCCACGAGUCCCACUUCGGAACGCAAUGGGCGCUAUGGACACCAGGAAGCACGAUAUACCCGUCCGUCCCUGAGCUUCAGUGGACCCCGUCCACCUACAUCUCCAACCCCCGGAGGACGCGAUUGGGAUCCCGCCACGACAUUUGCACGAGGCGAAGUAUGA
Messenger RNA from Penicillium diatomitis, 1473 nucleotides. RefSeq names its product protein gprM (gene gprM). Bases 1 to 1473 code for a protein of 490 amino acids. Gene Ontology annotation, molecular function: G protein-coupled receptor activity. The transcript is spliced from 3 exons. The record is from RefSeq and is a predicted model, not a curated record. Gene Ontology annotation, biological process: cell surface receptor signaling pathway; G protein-coupled receptor signaling pathway. Gene Ontology annotation, cellular component: membrane. NCBI's taxonomy places the organism in Eukaryota, Fungi, Ascomycota, Eurotiomycetes, Eurotiales, Aspergillaceae.